Messenger RNA from Closterium sp. NIES-65, 4713 nucleotides. NCBI's taxonomy places the organism in Eukaryota, Viridiplantae, Streptophyta, Zygnematophyceae, Desmidiales, Closteriaceae. The record is from the annotation of a GenBank genome assembly.
AUGCGAGAUCCUGUGAUUAUAGCGUCCGGGCUGACGUACGAGCGUGCCUUUAUCGAGCAGUGGUUUGCGGAAGGGCACAUGACGUGUCCUAAAACGCGUCAGCGGGUAGAUCAUACUAACCUAUGUCCUAAUGUAGCCGUUAAAAAGAUGAUUACUGAUUGGUGCUUAGCGAAUCGCAUCACAUUAGCGCCUUUGGAGCCUCCCCCUUCUCUCGACGCGGUGAGGGGAUACGCGGGGGAAGGCCGCGGAAAGGGGGGCGGAAGCAGCGGCAGCGGAAGGCGGCCUCCUUCCGCCCAAGGUCCCGCGGACCGCCACCGGUCGCGCGGAGAGGGCCGUAGCAGUAGUCGUAAGGCGGAAGCGGAGGAGGACCAGGGGGAAAGGGGAGGGAUUGAGCGGCGGAACUCGUAUGACCGGGGAAGCGAGGACGGCCCGCGGAGGGAGCGGAAGGUCAAGGGGAAAAUGAAGGACGCGGGAGAAAGCAAGGGCGGGCGGGAUAGUAGAGAAACGAGGGAAGAGGGGGGGAGGGAAGCGGGAGAUCUGAGGGACAAAGGGGAGGUAGUGCGGGAGAAGAAAGGCAAGGGGACUGGCGACCGGGAGAAGCAGGGAGAGAAAGGAGGAACGGGGGUGUCGGGAAAAGAGCGUGCCAGCAAGAGCAGCGCGAAGAAGAAAGGGACUGAUAGGGACAAGAGGGAGGAUGAUGUGUCAGCGGAAGCGGAACGCGGGCACGAGAAAGACCGAGGAAUGGCGGCGGCCGCGCAAGGGCAGGGGCAGGCGCAGGCUGGGAAUGACAGAGAUCGGCACCAUGACACGUGGUCUGACUCAGAAGAUCAGGAUGAAGAUGCUGACGUGGCAGGCGGCAGGAAAAGGGACAAGGGCGGCGCCGCCGCCGCGGCGGGGGGAAAGUCCGCGGGGAAGUCCGCGACGUCGACGGCGCCGAGGAAGGUGCGGAAGGCGGUAGGGCGGAACGCGAGUUGGGGCGCGCAACCCGCGCAAUUAAUAGACUCUGGCGGGAGUAGGGUCGACGCGCUGCUGUCGGCGGGAAGGGAGGCGCACGAGGGCAGCAGCGAGGGAUCCGGACGUAGAUUAAAGGAGCGCGCGGAAAAAGCGGAGAUGGGAUCGGCGCGGAGAGGCGGCGCGAUGUCUCUGGGAACGACCCCCGAGCAUCCGAAGCGCGGGAUUUUAAAAGGCGGGAGUUCCAGGGAGUUUGGAACUAGCAGGAGCGUCGCCAGCGCUUCCGCCGUCGGCGCAGACAGUUCCCCGAUGCGCAUGCGCGGCGGGUCGCUGUCGGGGCGGCACGACGUGUUUGCUGACGACAGCGGCGGCUUCGAGAACAGCCAGAGGCGGUUCGGCGGGCACGAAAUGGAUAUCACGGUGGCAGCGGCGGCAGUGGCGGGGGUGUUUCGCGAUCGUGGCGCACCGGUUUCUCCGCGCGGGGAGGACGACAGCGAUGGGGAAGGGGAAGGGGAAGGGGGAGGGGAACGCGGAGGGGGAGGACAGGAUAGGUGGGAACGUGGAAGCCCCGGGAGCGGUCGGCAGAAUCCGGUGCUUGAGUCGGGGAGAAGGGGGGGGAAUGAUGCGCGCGGGGACGGCGAAAGGGACGGGGAGGGGGUAAGUAUCGGGGGAAAGAUGCCAGCUGGGGGGGUGAAUAUGGAGGCCCUAGCGCACGUGAAGGUCACGCGGAAGGAGCGCGCGCGGCUGAUGGAGCUAGCGGCGCAGCAGCAGGGCGGCGGAAGCGGCGGAAGCGCCAUGGGCGGAACGGGGAGCUCUAGCGGGCGCUUCAGCGCGGCCGUUCUAGGCCUCGAUCUGACUCCGGAGCACGAUGAGAACGGGGAGGGGAGCGGAGGCACAAGCACCGCGGGAGACCUCCCCAGCGGCCCGCCUUCCCCCCAUGCCGUCCCCCAGUGGCGGAACCUUCUUGUCGUGCGCACGCCCAUGGCUUCCGCCACUACUUCCCCCAUCAUGUCCCGCCAGGGCAGCCAGCGGGAGUCCGCCAGCGGGGGGAUUGCGGGCGCGGGGGGAGGGGGCUUCGGGGUGAGCGUGCAUGCACUGCGCGCGCGUGUCAUGGAGCUGGGGAAGGGCUCGGCGGGAGAUUUGGAGAGCGGGGGGGGGGAGGGCGGAGGUGGAGGGGGAGCGGCGGAGGGGGAGCGCAGGCUGGGGGAGCAUUCCCGUACGAAGACGUGGGGAGGGGGGGCGCUAGCGGCGCUACAGGGGGAAGCCGGGGGAGGGGGGGGGAAAGUAACCCGAGAGGAAGCGGCGCGGAGGGCGCAUAAGGGGAACGCUGGGGGCGAGGGCGGGGAUUUUGGGGGCGGAGGAGGAGUGGGGGAGAGGAACAGGCGGAGGAGAGGAGGAACGGAGACGUGGGAGCUUGAAGCAGAUGCUGCUGCUGGUCACGGGAGAUCAGGAGACAAGAGCAGCAGUCAGAGGGAGCAUGGUUCUACCUCCGGGCGGAUGCUAGAUAUACCUCCCCAUGAGCUGCUUCUGAUGCAGCAAUCGCAGCAGCACGCGCCGGCCAGCCAAGGCCGCUCCCCUCCCCUCUCCCGCCCCCCCCGCAACUCCCCCAAUGCCCCCGCUGCGCCCUACUCCGCCCCUUUCCCCGAGCCCCGGAACCUCUCCCGCCUGUCGUCCCCCCCCGUCCCCCGCCCGCACUCCCCGUUCCACUCCCCAGCUAGCGGGAGGUCCGUCAGCAGUUUGGGAGGUUCGGGGUUGUCUGGGAGCCAGGAUGACCUGUCCGCCACCUUGGACCAAACCGGAGCGGGAGGCUCGGGGCGGUGGUCCGGGAGGGGGGGAGGGGAAGGAGGGGAGGGCGGAGGGGGUGGGGGAGGGGUUGGUGGAGGGAGCAUAGGAGGGAGUGGGAGGCAUGGUGGAGGAUCAGAUGACGCUGGGGCGGGGAGUGCGGUUGGCAGCGGUGGCAGUGGUGGUAGCAGCGGUACAAAUGGGCGCAAUGGGACGGGAGCAAGCCCUGCAGAGGAGAAGGAGCGGCUACUGGGGCGAGGGCGGUCGUUGAGGGAGCAGCAGGCAGAAGGGAAAGCGGAAGGGAAAGUGGACCAGCGGGGAUUCGAACCCCCGCCUAGAGCAGGGAGGAGAAGCUUGGAUCUGGAGAGGACGAAAACGGGAAUGGGGACGCUAGCAGCAGGGGGGGGUACGGGCGGGGCGGGCAAAGGAAGGGGGGCAAGUAGGGGAGGCGCGGGGAGUGGGGGAGAGGGGGGAGGGGGGACUGCUGGUGGGGGGGCAGGAGGGGGAGCGGGAGGGGCUGGCGGAGGGGCGGGCGGAGGGGCGGGCGGAGGGGUUGCAGGAGGGGGGGUAAUAGUAGGGGAUCACAGUGUGGGUCUGGUGAUGGGCGGGAGUGGUAAAGAGCGGUAUGUAAGUGCAUCAUUCGGUUCUGUGGUUCGCCCUGCGAGUGCAGACACCCACAGGCGCAACAGGAGCGUGGGAUGGAACCUUCUAGACCCCAUGGCGAACCCAGGGGGAGGGGCAGCAGCAGCAGGAGCUGGAGCAGGGUUAGAGGGGGCACCAGGAAGGGGAGGAGGGGGAGGGGGAGGAGGAGGGUUGGGUAGAGCUAGAGACCCGUGGGAAAGGCCGGCCACGCCAGAGAGAAGAGGUGGGGAUAGCAGAGGAGGGGCGGGGGCACUGGGUGGGUCGGCACGGCGGGCGGCAGGCUCCGACUUCUUCUCUACUGAGGGACCGGGCGGCGCAGGUGUGGACCUGGGAUUCGAUCCUGAUGAGCUGGCAGCGCAGCUAGGAGCGCGAUUCUCCCAGCUGGCUGAAGAUCUGAGGAGCGGGUCGAGGAGUAAGAGAGUGGCAGCAGCGCGGACGAUCCGAAUAGACGUGAAAGGGCAGGGAGAGGCAGAGAUCCCGGUAGCUCGGAAGCAGCUGGUGCGUGCCGGGGUGAUUAAAGCCCUGGUAGCUGUGAUCAAGCGGGAGGGCGGGGCGGGAGAGGGAGGAGACGGAGAGGGGGAAGGAGAGAAGGCCGCGAGGCUGGAGGAGCUAGAUCAGGUCGCUGCCGCGAUUCUCGCUCUUGCUCUGCACUGGGCUGCGGCUCCUGAUUUAGCUCGAGCCGGGACCAUCCCUGCUCUAGUCCAGGUCUUGAAGCAAGGCUCUCAAUCUGCCAAAGCUGCGGCUGCGGCGACAAUGUAUGUUUUGGCGAAAGAGGAUGAUUUCCGGGGGGCGGUGCGGCAAUCGGGGGCCGUGCCACUGCUGCUGACGGUGAUCAAAGACGGGACGCCGAGAGGGAGAAAGGACGCGGCUCUGGCGCUGUUUGCGAUCUCGCUGUCGACGCGAGGAGCCAAGGAAGUGGUUUCAGCGGGGGCGAUUCCUGUACUGCUGGAUGUGAUCGGGCAGGAGGAUCUGCCCGGGCUGGAAGAAAAGGCCGUGGCGGUGCUGUUGAAUCUUUCGCGGCUGCCCGAGGGCUGCGAGGAGAUUGAGAGGAGCGACGGGAUGAUGAGAAUGGUAGAUUUGUUGGAUGAAGGGGCUUCGGAGCGGUCGAAAGAGGAUGCGGCUGCGGUGCUGCUCGCUAUGGUUAAAAUGGAGAUUGUCACUGUAAAGGAUCUGCUUGCAGAGGGGAUGUUGCCGUCGCUGGUUCGUGUGGCUGCUGGUGGUGGGAGCGAGAGCAAGGCGGCGGGAGCAGCUGUACCAGGGGGAGGGAAUGUGGCUCCGGAAGCCAAGGAGUUGCUAGAGCUGCUGAGGAAAGGAGGGAAAGACGGGGGGAAGGGGUAG